GCUUCUUCUGCGCAGUCGCUACAAACGAGCGCGGAGACGCAUCUCAGCGGGGAGUGUGCCCGACUUCAGAGCUUCCGAAUCGGCCUUUUCUCACCUAAUGUGCGCACUCACAAGGCCGCUGAUAAGCCCGGAGACAAAGGGCUGUGUAAUGGAGUGGGGGUGGCUUGUAAAGACAAGAUUUGCCUGUGUGAAAGAGGACAAACAGAGCCCACCUGGACAGGCGAGCAAUGGCCGGAGUCUGGCUUAAAAGAGGUAAAAAAAAAAAAAAAAAAAGACGCGCAAGAGUUUUUACGCACAGCUCCAGCGGGCGCAGUCGGUGAAUGUUUGUCGGUUUAUGGCGCUGUGAGGCGGAUCAUUGAUGUCCCUCACCCUGAGGACACUCAGCCGGUGUGUGUGUGACCUGAGGCCCGGUGUUUUCCUCCACAGACGUUGGGUAGAAAAUGGAGUGUGUGCCUUUAAGGCGCCCGACUGCCUGUCGCUUUUUGCUGCGGAGAGACUGACGCCCUCUGGACACAGUGGACACUUGAGCGGCGGCAGCACACCAUCCUGGAGAAGUUCAAAGAGGAAAAAACAGCCACAACUCACUCUUAAAAAAAAAAAAAAGAAGAUAAGUCGUGAGCUCGUUAACAAGCGUUGUGGUGUUUCCAGUGCCGUGCUGGUGAGCCAUCAGGAUGAAGCCUGGUCAGCUGAUCGUCCUCCCCGCCGCCGCCGCUCUCCUCUUCCUCCUAUCAGGGCUGUCUCUGACCUCCGGCUGCAACAAGGCCCUCUGCGCGAGCGACGUCAGCAAAUGUCUCAUCCAGGAGCUGUGCCAGUGUCGUCCGUCUGAUGGGAACUGUUCGUGCUGUAAGGAGUGCAUGCUGUGUCUGGGGAACCUUUGGGAAGAGUGCUGCGACUGCGUGGGAAUGUGCAACCCGAAGAACUACAGCGACUCUCCGGCCACGUCGAAGAGCACCGUGGAGGAGCUGCACCGUCCGAUCCCCUCGCUGUUCCGCGCCCUCACGGAAGGCGACGCGCCGAUCAACAUGAUGGUGGUGUCCUUCCCCGUCGCCGAGGAGCUCUCCCAUCACGAGAACCUGGUCUCCUUCCUGGAGUCGCUCGACAACCAGCCCCAGAACGUCUCCGUGCCUGGCAACAGCAUCCACGCCAGCUACGACACUCAAGAAAACAUGUGCACGGUGGUCUACUUUGACGACUGCGUGUCUAUCCGUCAGUGUAAACUAUACUGUGAGUCAAUGGGAGGAUCCAAGUACCGCUGGUUUCACAACGCCUGCUGCCAGUGCAUCGGACCCGAGUGCGUGGACUACGGCAGCAAGGCUGUGAAGUGCAUGAACUGUCUCUUCUGAAGUGCGGGCACAUAUUGGUACCAAAUGUCUGGACCAUACCAGAGGACUGAGGGCAGAGGAAACUAUGACUGUUAUGUGUUAGCAUUCCUCAGUUACCUUGUAAAAUUACCCCCCCCACCACACACACACACACAAACACACACACACAAACCCUUCCUCCUACCCCUGCAAAUUGUUUUUAUUCUGCUGUUAUGUUUCACUGUAUAUUUUUAGAUAUAGUGUUUUUUACUAGAGGUGUAUAUGAAUAAUGUAUUUUUACAAUUAUGGUCUGCUAAACCCCAGUCUCAUGCCAAAUAAAGAAAAGUUUGGUGACAUGGA
This is a messenger RNA of Dicentrarchus labrax (European seabass), 1661 nucleotides long. It is a transcript of the gene twsg1a, whose product is annotated as twisted gastrulation BMP signaling modulator 1a. Lineage: Eukaryota; Metazoa; Chordata; Actinopteri; Moronidae. The record is from RefSeq and is a predicted model, not a curated record. Gene Ontology annotation, biological process: regulation of BMP signaling pathway. The transcript has 5 exons. Bases 672 to 1343 code for a protein of 223 amino acids.